CCCGGACCCAUUUCGGGGACGGACACGAAACAAACGCACAGCCGACGGUGGAGGGAGAUUUGAGCGUGAGGCGCAUGGAGAGCAGUCGGCCUCGAGCUUUCCUGACCACUUUGGCGGUUGAUUUAUUCCUUGUUUUAUAGUUAUAUUUCAUUGAUUUGCCAUCAUGGAAGCAGACAGUGACAUAAAAACAACCCCGAAAGGGUUUCACUGCGCCCUGUGCAACGUCAACCUACCAAACCCGCCGAGCGUGGAUCAGCAUGUCAAAGGGCGGAAACACCAAACGUUGAGCACCGUGCGGGCCACCAGGAAGACCCAAGAGCAGCACAGUGUGUUCGUCAGUGGCAUCAACCCUGUCAUCUCUCAGACUGACAUAGCAGAGUACUUCCAGAAGUUUGGGCCUGUCUCAGAUAUUGUCAUGGAUAAAGACAAGGGAGUGUACGCUAUCGUGCAGUUUGCUGAGACUGACAGCAUCCAGGCGACCAUGUCCUGUGUUGAGCAUCAGAUGAAGGGCUUGAAGCUGCGUGUCAAACCCCGGGAAAAGAAGGAUUUCAAGUUGAUUCCCAAGAAGAUCGCGUCCCAGAACCUCCAACAAGCUCUUGAACGUCUCAAACCUCAGCUGUGUCAGUUGGUGUCUGUGAAUGCACAGAUGCAGUAUGUUGUAGAACGAUUUCAGCUGGGAGAUAACGAAAAGAAGGCUCGAGGCUUGCUGGUUCAACUCCUUCAAGAGGUUUUCGUAGAGUUUUUUCCAGAUAGCCAGAUUCAGCCAUUUGGUUCAUCUGUGAACACUUUCGGCAUCCAUUCCUGCGAUCUAGACCUCUUCCUGGACCUGGAGAACACCAAGGUGUUCCAGGCCCAUGCCAAGUCCACUGCAGAACAGGCAGGGGAGGGCACGUCAGACGAUGGCCGCUCCGAGGACUCCAUCCUGUCUGAUAUUGACCUGUCCUCUGCCUCUCCGGCCGAGGUCUUGGAACUCGUGGCAACCAUUCUUAGACGCUGUGUCCCCAGUGUGCACAAAGUCAGUGUGGUCAGCAGUGCUCGCCUCCCCGUGGUCAAGUUCCAUCACCGUGAGCUUAACCUGCAGGGGGACAUCACCCUUAACAACAGACUGGCUGUCAGAAACACCCGCUUCCUCCAGCUGUGUUCAGGGAUGGAGGACAGACUGAGGCCUCUGGCCUACACCAUCCGCUACUGGGCCAAGCAGAAGCAACAGGCUGGUAAUCCCAGCGGUGCCGGUCCUCUGCUCAACAACUACGCUCUGACACUGCUGAUCAUCUUCUUCCUGCAAAACUGUGAGCCCCCUGUCCUCCCCACAGUGGACCAGCUCAAAGACAUGGCCUGUGAGGAGGAAGAGUGUGUGAUCGAGGGCUGGAACUGCACCUUCCCUAGUCAGCCUAUUGCUGUGCCCCCCAGCAAGAACACACAGGACCUCAGCACCCUGCUCUUCGGCUUCUUCACCUUCUACGCUAAGUUUGAUUUUGCCAGUAGUGUCAUAUCUGUCAGGAAAGGGUGUGCACUCCCAAUCACUGAUUUCCUCAGCCAGAAUAAAGCAGAGGAGGCUAUGCAUGAGAAAAAAUCCACCAAGGCCCAGCCACAUGGUCCCAAACUGGGCCCCCUAAAUCUCUUAGACCCCUUCGAUCUCUCCCACAACGUAGCUGGAAAUCUGAACGAACGCUCUCAGCGCAACUUCCAGAAGGAGUGCCAGGAGGCUGACAAGUACUGCCGCAGCCUGCAGUACCAGCGCAAAUCCACCAAGGGGAAAUCAUGGGGGCUGGUGCGCCUAUUCACCCCCCAUGGGGAGGUCCCAAAGGCCAAGACGGAGCAGCUGACCAUCAGCAUCCCCUUCAAACUAGCGUCGCUCCCUGAAGUUCUGCGUAAUCAGCUGCACGCGGCGGGAGACGGCUUCCGGUUGCUGUGGUUUCAGAAGGUUUGCUCUGCUGUGGAGGGAGUCUUCCAAAGUGUUCUCAAGUGUCACCUCUCUCCCUCCGCGGACGCCAUCUUUGGCGAGGAUUCAGUCGUCGACUCGGCUGUGGAAAUGGACACUUCCUCCACUUCCUUCAACACAUCACUAAACGACAGCUAUGACAGCGUUGAAUCCCCAAACGCAGCCAGCCCUCUAGGUACAGCUGCGGUCGGCGCCAAGAGGCAGCUGUCCUCCAGCAGUGAUGCUUCUGAGUCGCCUCAUGUCAAAAAGCCAAGACUGGCAAAGAGGGGCAAACCUGAAUUCCCUCACUGGAUCUGUGUGCAAAAGCACAUGGUGUGGGCCGGCAGGAGGAAAGUGAGAAGGGAGCUGAUCAAGGAUACAGACACGAGGCCAGAGGGCAGCUGUAUGGAGCUGGAGUCCAAGGUCACAGCUCACAUCAUUGAAAAAGAGCCGGCGCUCAAGGAGCCCAUGGAGUUCAAGGUCCAGCCCCUGAUGGUUGGUGAGACAGAAAGCACGAAGGCAGUGCUCAAGUUGGAGCCAAUCAGUGACACGACAGGAGUUUUUCAAGACUUCUUUCAUUUCCUGGAAGUCUUCUUACCGAAGAUGGUAGAGACACUGCUAGAGAAAGAAGUGGGAAGUGCUUAAAAUGGGUCUGCUUUCAGAUAUGUGAGCUUCAAAUCUAAGAAUAUUUGUUUUCUUUUUGAAUCAAAGAUGUUGUAACUGCUACUUGUAUUUACCCUUCAGAGUGGGACAUGAAAGAGCAUUGCUUUGGCUUUAUGUUGACCAGGCAUUUAGUUUUAUAUUUGCAAAUGUGGGCUUUAACUGAAUGACAAGUUUGUAAUGUUUUCAUGUAUACGUUUUCAUGUAUAGUUUCAGAAUAAGAUUAAUAAGCCCUAGUGUUAUGUUUGAGAUGUGACUUGGUUUUAGUUCUUUUCUGUUUAAAAUAGUGUUCUUAAAUGAUGAAACUUUAAAGGGAAACUGCAAGUGGUAGACAUUUGAUGUAAACGGCAUGUAAGGCUGUCUUCAAGUGAAUAAAAAAAGUAUUUGUAAAACACCGCCUCCUUCUGUACACAGUAGUUUUGAUUAAAUUGU
Anoplopoma fimbria (sablefish) is the source of this 3013-nucleotide messenger RNA. It is a transcript of the gene tut1, whose product is annotated as terminal uridylyl transferase 1, U6 snRNA-specific. NCBI's taxonomy places the organism in Eukaryota, Metazoa, Chordata, Actinopteri, Perciformes, Anoplopomatidae. The record is from RefSeq and is a predicted model, not a curated record. Gene Ontology annotation, cellular component: mitochondrion. The transcript has 10 exons. The coding region runs from base 164 to 2566 and encodes 800 amino acids. Gene Ontology annotation, molecular function: poly(A) RNA polymerase activity; RNA binding.